Magallana angulata is the source of this 1521-nucleotide messenger RNA. Its product is annotated as histone H2B-like. Lineage: Eukaryota; Metazoa; Mollusca; Bivalvia; Ostreida; Ostreidae. Bases 16 to 561 code for a protein of 181 amino acids. The record is from RefSeq and is a predicted model, not a curated record. Gene Ontology annotation, molecular function: DNA binding; protein heterodimerization activity; structural constituent of chromatin. Gene Ontology annotation, cellular component: nucleosome. The transcript has a single exon.
CUUCCACGGAUUGAAAUGUUCCGCCAAUCGCUAUGCUUGUCUUAUACGCACCUCGGGCAAACCGACCAAUUUAAUGUUUACAAGGACGUCCGCAAUUUACCUGUUCGCUUCAAUCCCCCUCGCGUGAUAUAUAAGGCCGCGAUUCGCUUAGCGCCACUCAUAGUUUCAGUUUGCCAGCAAUCUGUAAACAUGCCACCCAAAGUCGGAUCUAAAGGAGCUAAGAAAGCCGCCACCAAGGCCAAGGCCCAGAGAACUGGGGACAAGAAAAAGCGCAGGAGGAGGAGGGAAUCCUACGCUAUCUACAUCUACAAAGUCCUGAAGCAGGUGCACCCUGACACUGGAGUUUCCAGCAAGGCCAUGAGCAUCAUGAAUUCUUUCGUCAAUGACAUCUUCGAGAGAAUCGCCGCCGAGGCUUCCCGCCUGGCCCACUACAACAAACGCUCAACCAUCACCAGCAGAGAAAUCCAGACUGCAGUCCGUCUUCUCCUGCCCGGUGAAUUGGCCAAGCACGCUGUCUCUGAAGGCACCAAGGCUGUCACCAAGUACACCAGCAGCAAGUAAACUGCAAGCAGUGGCAGUUUGAUAAAACAAAACGGCCCUUUUCAGGGCCACACAAAUUUUUCGAAAAGCUACCAUCUUUAUAAUGCAAUAGUAAACAACUGUUUCAGUUGUGUGUACUGGUUGUGUCAUUGUAAUGCUGUCAAUUUCUUAAACAGUCCUUUAAGGAAAAUAAACAAAUACAUGAAGAAAAAAAAAACCCUCAAAUACACAUACAUCAAAUACAAAUUAUGCAUCAGAGGGGUACGUGCAUGUACAAUAAAAACAAAAUCUUUCCCAAUUACAGCACAUGUGCCCGAUUUCCACAGAUUUCUCCUAUUUUCGAUGUAAUAGUCUUAGAGUACAGAAGAUUCCCAUCGGUUGUGUUUAUUUAUAGUUGUGUUUAUAUAUAGUUGUGUUUAUCUAUAAUGGCACAUAACUGAUAGUUGUAGCUGAACAAUUUAACAUAUGAUCUGUCUGUUGAAUACUAUUAUCUAAUGUUAUAAUAAAUCUGUAACAACAUAUUCUGGGCACACUACUAUGCUGUAUAUUCUAAUUUAUUUCCCCACCUAUUAAUUGUUACAACGAUAAUUCACUUCCGCAGAUUUUAAGACUUGAAUAUGGUCCACAAUAGCCCAUAUAUUAUUUCAUUGUAAUUUAUUGAUAUUCAAAUAUCAGAAAACAAUCGAUAAAUGAUGUGUUUAUGUUUACAUAUUAUGUGUCUAUUUAAACAUGUUAUAAUAUAGAUUUUUGGAAUAAAAAAAUAACCAAACAUUUAUAUCUAACAGCUGGUGAAAUAUAUUGCUUUGUUUAAACUGCACGGAAUGAUUUGGUCCUUAUUCUAAAUAUCAAGAUUGUUAAAAAAGAAAUAAUAAAAAUACAAAUGUGGUUGGGUUGAAUGAAAUAAGGUGCAAUUGAUAUUUUUUCUGAGUUAUAGUCCUAGUCAAAUUUGAAUAUAGAAAGCAUGUCAGGGAAAGGUGUGAU